Heterobilharzia americana is the source of this 790-nucleotide messenger RNA. NCBI's taxonomy places the organism in Eukaryota, Metazoa, Platyhelminthes, Trematoda, Strigeidida, Schistosomatidae. The record is from the annotation of a GenBank genome assembly.
AUGUUUAAUCCUGAAGUGCAACGAGCACUGGACGGAACGUCGAAAGGAACAGAUGACCGCGACCGACGUACAAUUUCAUUUAUUGUGAAUUAUUUAAUAACUUUAAUAUUCUUUUGUAUAUUAUCAACUGAUCGAAUAUUUAUACUGAUGGCAAAAAUUGGUAAAGGUGUGCAAAUUCCACUCUCAUGGAUUCCUCAAAACGGUGGAAAAUGUCCAAAGAAUGCCAUUAGUGUAGAUGAUGGUGUUUACAUUGGUCGAUGUAAGUAUGGAAGUGAAUUUAUUCCUGGGAAAUUUACAUCUGCAAACGGGAAAUGUUACUGCUCAUACGGAGGUAAUGAAUUUGAGUUCGUAGAAUGUGAAUUGUUGUGUGACACUUCAAUAGACAACAAUACUAAAGGAUACGAAUGGGUAAAAUCCAGUGGUGGUGAAUAUCCAAAAAAUGCAAUUGUAGCUGGAAUAGCGGCCGAUGGGAAACCUCUUAUUAUUGCACGAGGAUGUGUUGAAGGAUACAUGUGUGUUGGAAAAGUACAUGAUGGUCACAAGUUCGCCUAUAUGCCAUGGGGUGGAAUAGAGAAUUCAGUGGCUGAUUAUGAAGUACUUGUAUGGAAAAAGAAAUAAAUGUUAUCUGUUUGCCAAAGAAUGUUGUUUCAUAACGGAAGGACUUUCUCUUGAUGUUCACUUAGCCUAUACACCCACUAAAAAUGGAUUUAUUUAUAAAUGUUAAAUAUGUUACUGUAAUACAUAUCACUUUGCAUUCAGUGUUGAAUAAUACAAAAGUAUUGUAUGGGUG